This is a messenger RNA of Hippocampus comes (tiger tail seahorse), 2028 nucleotides long. RefSeq names its product gamma-aminobutyric acid type A receptor subunit pi (gene gabrp). The transcript has 10 exons. The coding region runs from base 510 to 1862 and encodes 450 amino acids. The record is from RefSeq and is a predicted model, not a curated record. NCBI's taxonomy places the organism in Eukaryota, Metazoa, Chordata, Actinopteri, Syngnathiformes, Syngnathidae. Gene Ontology annotation, molecular function: transmembrane signaling receptor activity; extracellular ligand-gated monoatomic ion channel activity. Gene Ontology annotation, biological process: monoatomic ion transmembrane transport. Gene Ontology annotation, cellular component: membrane.
GAGAUCGGAGGUACAGGAGGAUGUGAUUGUCAGGGUGCGGAGGAGCUCAAGCGUGUACUGAGAUUAAGUUGAGGGUGUGUGAGGAUGAGUGAGAGAGAACAGUCAUAGGGGUUGAAGGACGUGCAUUUGUACUUUCGCUUAAUGUUCAUUUGAGAGUGGAGGUGAGUGAGGCAUGAGUGAAAGGGAUGUGUUGUAAAAGAGAGAGGGGAAAGGAGGAAGGAGGGGGCUAUAAUACAACAGCUCUGUUGGGAGAUGACGGCAGCUGUGCAGAGAUGUGGGGAGAUGCACAGACACUCAAACAAACAACAUUACCAGCACGCAGGGACCAAAUGAGCGCUUCAUUGAUGGACUGACAUUUGGAUGCGACCAUAACUAAGAGAUUAAAAAGACUAAUCUCUUUUCCAGAAAAAAAUUGGAAGACGAAAAAAAGAAAGGAGGGCAAAGAAGAACAGGUGGACAAAGAAAUCCGGAAGAUCUUCGGUGCAUACACAAACAGCUGCUGAUCCAAAAUGCUUGUCCAACUGCCUACGCCGCUGAGCAUGUGCCUGACCUUCACGCUCGGUGGUUGCAUGUUCUCCAGCCAUCGCUGGGGGGAAUGGAACGACUCGCAGCUCCUGCCAACCAUUCAGAAGCUGAUGAAAGGAUACAACCGUUACCUAAGACCCAAUUUCAAUGAGGGUCCUGUGGAAAUUGGGAUGAGUCUUGACAUUGCAAGCAUCGAUGCCAUCUCUGAAAUCAAUAUGGACUAUACUGCAACUAUCUUCCUACGCCAACGGUGGCGCGAUUCCAGACUCGUGUUCCCAGGGAACGAGAGUGUUAGUGUGGAUGGACGCCUAGUGUCUCUUCUUUGGAUCCCCGACACCUUUAUUCCUGACUCAAAGCGCUCCUUCUUGCAUGAUGUGACGGUGGAAAACCGCCUCAUACGUAUCUUCAGCAACGGGACCGUUCUCUAUGCGCUUCGCAUCACAGCUACCAUCGCCUGCAACAUGGACCUGACCAAAUACCCCAUGGACAGACAGGUGUGCACCCUGCAGCUAGAAAGCUGGGGCUACAACCUGCAGGAUGUCGUUUUUUUCUGGACCAGAGGGAAUGAUUCAGUGAGGGGUCUGGACACACUGCGGCUGGCUCAGUAUAGCGUGGAGAGCUACUACACGUCUGUGUCGGAGGCUGUGUACGAGACUGGACACUACCCCAAGCUCGUGCUGCAUUUUGCACUCCGCAGAAAUGUAUUGUUCUUUAUCUUGGAAACAUAUGUUCCCUCUACUCUCUUGGUGGUUCUCUCCUGGGUCUCGUUCUGGAUCAGCCAGUCCUCUGUACCAGCCAGGACCUGCAUUGGUGUUACUACAGUCCUGACAAUGACGACUCUGAUGAUGGGUGCUCGCACCUCCCUGCCGAAUGCCAACUGCUUCAUUAAGGCCAUAGAUGUCUACCUGGGCAUUUGCUUUACCUUCAUCUUUGGUGCCCUGUUGGAGUACGCGUGUGCUCACUUCUACACCAUGCAACACCAAACCAUAGAGGACUUGCACAGGGAUCUUGUGAGAGAGUUCAACGAGUCCAGUGGAAACGGCUCCAUCCCUAUGGUCAGCUCCACCCAACCGAAGAAUUCUAUCAACGUGAGCUCCCACUCUGAGGAACGUACCGAACAGUCAAGCAACAGUGACACAAAGGCCACCGGUGUAGCCAAGGCGAAAAAACCAGGCCAGGGUUGCGGCCUGUCGUCAGUGAAGGAUGCUUCGAGGAGGGCAGCGUCCAUCUUCAUCGUGGAAAAUCCACACAACAUCGAUCGCCAUGCCCGCACCGUUUUCCCCACGGCAUUCCUUUUCGUCAAUAUUCUCUACUGGCUUUAUUAUCUCUUUCUCUGAGAGCUGCUCGCAAGCUGCCACUGAGUUCGUUUCACCACCCCGCAGCUGCUUUGCAAUCCCGAUGGAGAGCCCAGGCCAGUCGCUUGGAUCUGAAGUCAUCAUACACGCUUUUGGUUGAGAAGUGAUAUGUGAAAAAAAAACAACAACUUUCAAUCAAACGGUGAAG